Messenger RNA from Apis laboriosa (Himalayan honeybee), 922 nucleotides. RefSeq names its product peptidyl-prolyl cis-trans isomerase H. NCBI's taxonomy places the organism in Eukaryota, Metazoa, Arthropoda, Insecta, Hymenoptera, Apidae. Bases 292 to 846 code for a protein of 184 amino acids. Gene Ontology annotation, cellular component: intracellular membrane-bounded organelle. Gene Ontology annotation, molecular function: peptidyl-prolyl cis-trans isomerase activity. Gene Ontology annotation, biological process: protein folding; protein peptidyl-prolyl isomerization. The transcript has a single exon. The record is from RefSeq and is a predicted model, not a curated record.
AAGAAACGUUUGGAAAAUAUUUAUUACCAAAGUUUCGUAUUUUAUAUAUAAUAUAAAAGAAUAAGUGAUAAAAGUAUAUUAAUAAAAAUAAAUUAAUUUAAACAUUUUUACAUGAAAUUAAAAUAAAAUUAAUUUCAAACAAAAUUUUUAAUUCUAAAUAUUAAAGUGUAAAUAUUUGUGAAUCAAAGAGGUUAUGUUGUUGUUGUAUCAUUUUUAUAAACUUAGAUAUAAAGAAUAUUAGAAUAAAAUAAAAAAAAAUUUUUUUAAAUUUUGUAAUCAAAAUAUACAAAUAUGCCCACUUGGAAUCAAAUUCAAGCUCAACUUCGAAAUCCAAAUAAUCCAGUGGUGUUUUUCGAUGUAUCCGUGGGUACUACAGAAAUCGGACGAAUGAUUUUUGAACUCUUCGAAGAUGUUUGUCCAAAAACAUCAGAAAAUUUUCGGCAAUUUUGCACUGGAGAAUAUAGAAAAGACGGUGUACCUUUGGGUUUUAAAGGUGCCAUAUUUCAUAGAGUCAUUAAGGACUUCAUGAUCCAGGGUGGUGAUUUUGUAAAUGGUGACGGUACUGGAGUUAUAAGCAUCUAUGGUGGUGGAACCUUUCCUGAUGAAAAUUUUACAUUAAAACAUGACUCACCUGGAUUAUUAUCCAUGGCCAAUAGUGGUAAAGAUACUAAUGGUUGUCAAUUUUUCAUCACAUGUGCCAAGUGUAAUUUCUUGGAUGGUAAGCAUGUUGUUUUUGGAAGAGUUAUCGAUGGACUUCUAGUUAUGAGAAAGGUAGAGAAUGUUCCCACAGGGCCAAACAAUAAACCAAAAAUUCCUGUGACAAUAUCUCAAUGUGGACAAAUGUAAUAAUUUAAAUAAUUGUAAUUUUUUUAUGUAAGUUAGACAUAAAAUGCUUAUAUAAACAUUUCAUAAUUCUUAAAAA